Messenger RNA from Chilo suppressalis (striped riceborer), 7801 nucleotides. NCBI's taxonomy places the organism in Eukaryota, Metazoa, Arthropoda, Insecta, Lepidoptera, Crambidae. The record is from the annotation of a GenBank genome assembly.
UUCUAAAUAAAUUGCUAUUCUUUGUUGAAAUCACUUUCUGUGUAUUGAUAAACUGUUAGUUUUACAACCGGACGGCGCUUAGCGGGCAGACACCCUACGAGGUGGACCGACGAUCAUGUAGAGGUCGCGGAAAGCCGGUAGAUGGGAGUGGCGCAGACCGAUCGGUGUGGAGAUCGUUGGGGGAGGCCUAUGCUAGGCAGUGGGCGUCGUACAGCUGAAAUGAUAAUGAAUUCUUAGUUUUAAGGAACUUCGAAUCAGAAUUGCAGCGCUGCCUUGCAGCUCAAGAAAGGCUAGAAAAAUUUGACACGGCCAUCAGGGCAGAGGUAGCAUAGUGGUCAGUACAUUCGCCUGGAUAACGAAGGGUGCGGAUUCGAGUCCCGUCUGCUGCCUGGUCCGCAAAUUUUUCUAGUAAUAUUUUCUUUAGAUUUAAACAUCGAGCAGUUACAUGCCUCAAAAAUAAAAAUUGUAACUAAUAAUGAAUAUUUAACUUAAAUAGAGGUAAGGCAUAGCAGAUUAUUAUCCGCUUUGAUUAAAGUGCCCAUCCGAGGAAGUUACUUCCACCUUACAGAUGACAGUUAAAUGACACAACUCAUUAAAGUAUGCAUAUAACACUCGGAUGCGUCCCACUGUUUGAAGUAAUGCCAUCGUAAGUACAUUACUUCAGCUGCACUAAGAAACUUAUCGUCUCCCACAACCUUUAUUAUACUUGUCAAAUAUAGCCAGUAAAGCUAUAUUAUAUAAACCUUCAUAAAUAAUAAAGGUGAAUUUAAUAUGUAUAAUACAAGCAUGAGUCUACAGCGAAGCGAAGCAAGGGCGGGCCACUAGACAUUACCACGUCAAAAAAAAAUUAUUCACCACUAAAAUCGGUACAAACAUUAUUGAAUAUGAAUACACAUACAAAAUAACAAAAUAUUGUACCUACACUACACAUACAUAUGUACAUUUAUAGAUAGAAUAUAAUUAUAAUAAUAAUAAAUUAAGAAGUUGAUAUACAUACACAUACACAAAUAAUCAUUAUUAUGAUGAUGAAUUAAAAGAAAAAGAUAUUGAUCAAUAAAAUUAUGUGGCACAAUCGCCACAUGUUUAUACACUUACUCUAUAUACACAUAUGUGUAUAUUUGUCCUCCGCGGACAAAAAUCCAUGGUUUGUGCAGGCCAUUAUAUAGGUACAUACCUAAGAAUCUUUCAUUUAGGUAAAUAUAAUAGAAUUAAAAAAAGAUCCAGACUGCCAAUUACUGAUAUACGUGGGUACCAAUCAUUGUACCUUGAGGGCCAAUGACUAUACAUUUGAAACGUUUCUAUUGAUUUUCAAACAUUUUAAUACAUUAUAAUAUUGAGCUAUUUGAAGUCUUCUUAUUUUGACACUCACACCCUAUAUAACAGCAUUGUGUAACUAUAUUUAAUUGAAAAUUUAUAAUGAAUUUACUACAGACAAACAAACGAAGAAUUACGCUUAAAGGGCCAAUCAUUAUAUUACAUUUGACCAAAAACUGUAUUUAGUUAAUUUUCAGUUGUCUGUACCGGUGGCUCUUGUUGCAAUGCAGUAAAGGCGCGCGAUAUCUACCAAAACACGACCCCUUGACUAGUACCUUUGCCUAGCACAGAAAAAGUGUGGAAAUUUCUUUCAGUCUCCUUAAGGCAUGCAUAGUCUUUUCACAAUUUCAAAAACCUUCUGAGAUCUCACUGUAUGUCCUUGUAAUUAUUCUAAUAAAUUGAUUUGACCUUUGACUGAACUAACUUACGUGUAGUAUAUAUGCCUGUAUGUGUGUGUAUGCAUAUGUAUGUCGUAAUGUAUAUUUAUGUAUAUAUGUGUGUAUUAUUUUAUAUACUACAGUUCAUUACACCGCCGUAUUUCCAGCUUCUUUUUUAUCCUCUCCAUUCUAAGAUUCUAUGGAAGAGAUCGCUCACUGUAUCCAGCAAAUAUGUACUAAAUGUUUUAUCUAUUCUGUGGUGUGAAAAAAAGAAUUUAACUAUUAUUAUUAUAUCGUCAGGAGUGAAGACUGGGAUUACAAAAUUUACACAAUGUCUGUCCUUCGUCAAAAAAAAUGACAUCAUCAUUAGCCUAUUUAUUUCUCCACUGCUGUGGCAUGGGUCUUUGUUAUAGAAGAAAAAGGGAAAUCGGAUUGGUGGUUAGUAAAAACUGCAGAUACAGCCGAUACCGACAAUAUAACGUCCCUUGUGAAGCAUGUAGUGAAAAAGUUGCUUUUAACUUCCACGAUCACAGAUCGAAUCUCUGCACCACCAGAUUUCUUAAAAGCCGACUGGAACAUCCUCACAUAACUGCGAUGCGAUGCAAUAUUUCUUCGCAUCGCAGGAACUUCGUCGAACAAAAUGCGAAUUGUUGCGAUGCGACCAUACUUUCAACGACAGUAAGCCGUAUUGGACGUGUGUUAGUAAUAUUGAAUGUGUCGCAAAAAGAUUGUUGCACUGCUGUAUUGUUAAAUAGAUAUAGAAAAAAAGAAGAUUUUGGGUUCAUCCAAUUAUUGCGAUGAUGGGAACUAUUAUAUACAUAUAUAUAUGCGCGCGAAGCCACACCCGGAUCCGCGCGUGAAAAUUUUACAGAAUAGCACUGCUGCUCACUUUUGUAGUAUAAAAAUACUACUGAUAUUAGUAGCUGAACCAGAUAAAAGACCAUGUUAUGUCUUGAUGUUAUGAAAGCAACCAGAGUAAAGCAAUCUUGACAUUUCCUCAUCAGUUAAGAUUAUGAUUAUUUAAACAAACAGUAAAAAGUGCUUAACGCAGACUAUUUGAUAAGGCAUCAGUAUGAGGAACCCAUUGCAGAUGAGAGUCUAAAGUAAUACCUAUGUUGAAAGUAACAUAAUGGGUUCCUCAUACUGAUGCCUUAUCAAAUAGUCUGCGUUAAGUUUACUACAUAGAAUUAACCUGUCUUACAUUAGAUAGAGUUCAUUUAACAUAUUUUGUUCUUAAAGAACUUAGUUUAAAGUAUUUAGUUAUCGGAACCCGAUGUAAGGAGCAUCAAAGAGAGCACCAUUUAUUUCAUUAUGACUUUAUUUCCUUCUAACUUUAAACAAUAAAGAGGUGGCAUUGGCAAAAAGUACUGUCUCACAUAAACCUUUGGGAAAGUGAGGGAGGUUGAGGUCAUCAGUAUGAAUAAGGAAAAGCAAUGGGCCUAAUAUUGAACCUUGUCGUACGCCCAUAUAUAUAUUGAUAAGCUGCUGCUGCCGCUGUAGACAUUAAUAAAUACCAUUCUGAAUUCUAAAAGAAAGAUAAAAGACCGUGUCAAACUUAGAAUAAUGUUUUUAUGUCCCACAAUGAUUCAUUUAAUUCUAAACUAAUCAAGUCAUUUUUGUUGAUUUGCCAUGGAUUACAUUAUUGUUCCAGUUAUGAUUUUAUUUGUAAAGAGGACUAACUUACUCGACUUGGGUAAUGUGUUGCAGUCCAAAAAGAGGAUUAGUGUUCUUUCUUUUUGAUUGUGAGUUUGAAAAACGUUGUGUUGUGUUAUCAAAAUCAGUUUGUUCAAACAAAGUGGAACAUGUUUUAAAUACAUUUUCAGCAUAGUCACAACAUUUUCGUAUUGCUACUCGUACAUGUAGUUCAGAUUAGCAAGGACAUGUAUACAAAACAGGAAAAUGCGUCACCUUAGUAUUUGAAUAAGCACUUAUUCAUGUUAAUCAUUCGGGGAGUUUUUACAACUUAUACUGGCGGACACAAUUUAUAACAUUAAUUUAUUAGAAUUAAGAGUUUUGCUAUUUUUACCCUAGUGAAAUUCCCAAAAAUAUGACAAGGUACUACCUACGCUUAAGGUGCAAUUACAUUUUGUCGCUAGCCCGAAUACAAUUGCCUAUGAAAUUUGGACAAACGUCUAAGUGUAAAUGAACGGAGUAGAAUGCGCCCGUAAUCGGACAGUUUUCGUUUUGGUUACCGACGCCGUGUUCCAGUCAAUAUUCGAGUAAAAUCAAUGUAAAUAUUGCAUCGGGUGCCCAAAUUCGAGUAAUGUCUUUCGUGCACCCGAAUUCGGCCUAACUGACAAAUGUAAAUGCGCCUUUAGUUACUUAAAGGGAUUUGUUAUAAAAGAAAUCACGGACUUGGAAACAAAAAUCAUGCAGGACCGUACAAAUCUCCAAAUUAUGUUAGCCCUUUUACAUUUGAAUAAAGUGAGUCUCCCUUUAUUUAUUUGGGACAUCUUAAAUUUUGUCAAGUCUUUACAUUUUGCGACUUUUGCUGUACACUUCUAUCUAUCUUCGCGUCUGGACUUAACCACCGCUUUUCAUCAGGUCAUCAAAUUUGCUUACUUAGCUAAAAAAAAAUACUAAAUUACAAAUUCAUGUAAAUGUGUAUAAAUAUCUCAUUAUUUUAUCGUCAAUAUCAGAGACAAGUUUCCUCUCGCUCUCUUACAUCAUCAUCGUAGCGUACGAGUAGAUGGGUACAUCUCUUUAACAAUAAAUUAGUUGUGACCAAAUAUACGGAGGAACAACAUGUGUCUGGGUUUAAAGUUAAAACAAAAUUAACGGAACGCAAAAAUGCUGAAUAAGAAAGGGCUCGCUUUAUUCUUAAUCGCUUUGACAAGUGUCAACGAUGCGUACAAAAUUCUCGUUAUAUUCCCGUUAUGUUCCAAAAGCCAUAAUAAUCUAGGCAAGGGCGUGGUCAACAAUCUAUUGGAUGCAGGUCAUGAAGUCGUCUACUUUACCUGCUUUGCUGAUAAGGAAAAAAGGCCAAACCUAACUGAAAUUGAUUUUUCACAUAUAGAAGCUCAAUCAGGAAUCGACAAAGAUAUGGAAGAACAGUUAAAGAUAAAGAACAUGGUGGGAAAGAAGAAUUUCGCUGAUUCCUUGUUCUUCAUGUACGUAACAUACGAAAUUCACAGAUCGUUUUUAAACGAUGAUGUUUUGAUAAACUUCUUAUCAGAUACUAAUCACAAAUUUGAUGCAGUUGUUGCUGAAUGGUUCUUCUCCGAAUUGUUAUCUGGGAUAGCGCCUCUCUUCCAAUCUCACAUGAUCUGGUUUGCUACAACUGAAGCCCACUGGCAAAUUUUGCGAAUUGUCGACGACAUACCAAGUCCUGCUUAUACCACAGAAUUGUUUUCCGAAAAUAUCCCACCUCUGGAUUUCCUGCAGAGAGCAAAAGAACUCUGGAGUGUAAUAAAAAAAUAUGUGAUUUUAAAUUUCGUGGUAAUGCCUUUUGAGCAACAUUUAUACAAUAAAGUUUACACACCAAUAGGCGAAAAGAGAGGCAUCAAAUUACCUUAUUACUAUGAUGCUGCUUACAAUGGUUCUCUGUUAUUGCUGAAUUCGCAUCCAUCCAUUGGAACGCCUUUUAGACUGCCACAGAAUGCCCACUAUGUUGCUGGAUUUCACAUAGAUACUAAAACCAAACCCUUGCCGGAGAAUCUCCAAAAACUCAUGAACGAAGCAAAGCAUGGCGUAAUUUACUUCAGUAUGGGCUCCAACUUGAAGAGCAUGGACAUGUCUGACUUAAUGAGAGACUCCUUACUCAAAAUGUUUUCUGAACUGAAACAGACUGUCAUAUGGAAAUUCGAGAGUGAUCUGGAUAAAGUACCAAAGAACAUUCAUCUUACAAAAUGGGCACCACAACAAAGUGUUUUAGCACAUCCCAAUCUAAAAAUGUUCAUCACUCACGGUGGUCAACUAUCGACGACGGAAGCAAUUUACUUCGGCGUCCCAGUAGUGGGCAUACCAGUUUUUGGAGAUCAGUAUGUCAACAUGAAGUCAGCAGUUGAGAAAGGGGUCGGCAUUACUGUGACUUUACAUGACAACAUGGCUGGCGAACUUUCAGCAGCCAUACGAGAGAUCCUAAACAACCCUAGUUACUCGAAGACAGCAAAGGAGUUGUCUUCCAUAUUUCACGACCGGCCGAUGCCUCUAGGCAAGGAGCUUGUGUACUGGGUGGAACAUGUGAUCCGAACCGGUGGAGCUAGGCAUCUACGCUCGCCUGCUAUCAACGUACCACUUUAUCAAAAGCUUUAUUUAGAUCUCUUGUUAAUUGUGGCUUUAAUUUUGUAUGUAACGUUAAAAGUAUUAAGAAGAUUGUUCCGUAAGAUAACAUCUGUGAAAGUUAAAAAGAGUUAAGUAUUUUGUACGUAUGUAUAUAAUAAUUACAGAUAAUCUUUUUCGUUUUGAACAUAAAUUUCAAAGGUGGAACAAAAUUAAAAAAGUAGAGAAACUAAGUAUUAUUGAUUUGUGAAAAAAGGGGUUUUUACGUUAAACAAAGAAAUAUUUACUGUAAAAAAUGUAAAUUGUCUAAAAUAUUACUUUUUUAUUUCUGUUAUGUACUUACCCAACUGAAAAACGACUAUCCUUUGGAAAAUUCUUAAUAAACACUUUUUGAUUAUUCUAAAUAAAUUCCUAUUCAUUAUGAAAAUAACUUUUUAUAUAUUGAUAAUUAUUAGUUUUACAACCGGAUGACGCUCAGUGGGCAGGCCUCAGGCUACGCAGACCGAUCGGAUUCAGGUUUUUUUAGGUAACCCUUACUCCCUCCGUCAGGGAUACUAAAAUUUUUUUGCCUGAAUCGGAAUUUUAUAUCAGAUCUAAAAUUGAUUCUAUACGUUCCAAAUUUAAAUUUUACGGACGACUCAACGAAAUAUAGACGGACACGAACCACGUUAUUGAUUCCAAAUGUGUAAUCGUACACUAUCAAAAAAAAUAAGUAUGCCAUCGUGGAUUGCGUAGUAAUGUAUUUAAAGAAAUAUCUUUUUAUAAUUUAUAACAGCGCCACCUAGAUAAAAUGUCGCUGUAAUUUAACACCGUUGGGUAAGCACCGCUUUUCAAUGUGCUUUUUUAUUCAUGUUUAACUUCCAAAAUUGUAUUAGUUAACAGUACAAACCACAAUAACAUCGAGACUCAUAUCUUAAAAGAUAAAACAUGCAAAAGACUAUGUUAAUGUACUUGACUGAUAACAAAUCUAAUUACCCAAAUCAAGGCAUACUUUAUAAACUCAAUAACUUAAUAACUAUAAUAUAACUUGUUUAAUUUAAGAAUGUCUAAAUUAAUUUAAUUUAAGGGAAGUAGGGCAUACCGGAUUUCUUGCACGAAUUCAAGCGGCUGUCUGGGGAAGUAACCUUCACCUUACAGAAGACCACAGUAAAAUAACACUACCUUUUGGUGGUGUUGUGUUUCUGUAAGUAAGGUGAGUAAGGUUCUAGGACUCCACGGGGUAGGGGAUAGGCAACGGUGCGAGUGAUAUUUUUGGUAUCGCAAGCGUCUAUAGGCUAUGGUGGCCGCUUACCAUCAGGCAGGUCAUACGCUAAUUUGCCACCCUUUUAAUAUAAAAUAAAAAAUAUUAUUCAAGGGCGUCACCAGUCAACAGCUGAUCUCACACCCAUAUCAAUAAAGUAGUAUCUGUAGACUUCAUCAUCAGCUUAUUAAUGUCCCAACUGCUAGGACUCAGGACUUUCCUAUAGAUUGAAUCGUGACCUACCACGCGGACCUAGUGCAGAUUGAUGGCUGUUACAGCCGAUAUGGGCCGUGGGCCGUGACCUAUAGUAAUACUGAAGUUGUUUCGUAUUCAUAAUAAAACAUCUCAUCCUACUCAUUAUUUUUCCCUUACUCAACCUUUUUAUGUUCUUUAGUCAACCCACAAAAAAUAUUUAAAUUGAAAUUCCUUCUCCAUCACAUCGGGUUGUCUACGGCCAUAUCGAAUACCAGCAGUAUUCCUAUUAGCUCAAUCCAUUGCAUAAUCACGUAAAAUAUGUAAGGUUUGUCUGAAUGUACCGUAUGAACAAGAAUAUUGUUUUUAAUAAUAAACAUUUAACUAAAUAGAGGUAGGGCAUAGCAGAUUAUUAUCCGCUCUGAUUGAAGUGCCACCUUACAGAUGACAGUUAAAU